CCAAGGUCCACUCAUUAUCAUUCUCCUUUUUUCAAUUUUCUCCCACAACCCAUCUUCCAUUUUCUCCCAACAUCCCCAAAAAAACAAAAAAAAAAAAUCUACUAAAAAAAAGUUUGACCUGAAAUGGAUUCAUCAGAUGAUGAUGUUGAAGAGUAUCUUUUCAAGAUUGUAAUAAUAGGGGAUUCAGCAGUUGGGAAAUCAAAUUUGUUGUCAAGAUAUGCAAGGGAUGAGUUUAAUUUGCAUUCUAAAGCUACUAUUGGAGUUGAAUUUCAGACCCAAGUUCUUGAAAUUAAUGGGAAAGAAGUUAAAGCUCAGAUUUGGGAUACUGCUGGACAAGAAAGGUUUAGAGCUGUUACUUCUGCUUAUUAUCGUGGUGCUUUUGGUGCACUCCUUGUGUAUGAUAUAAGUCGGAGGAGUACUUUUGAAAGUGUUACUAGGUGGCUUGAUGAGCUCAAUACUCAUUGUGAUACAACAGUCGCAAAGAUGCUGGUAGGAAACAAAUGUGAUUUGGACAACAUUAGAGACGUUAGUAUUGAAGAAGGGGCGAAGCUUGCAGAAGCAGAAGGAUUGUUCUUCAUGGAGACAUCCGCGUUGGAUUCUACAAACGUUAAUAAGGCUUUUGAGAUUGUUAUCCGUGAAAUCUAUAGCAAUGUCAGCCGAAAGGUCUUGAAUUCGGAUUCCUACAAGGCAGAGUUAUCUAUUAACAGGGUAAACCUUGUAAAAGACGACGGAGAAGGAUCAAAACGAUCUUGGAGCAAUUGUUGCUCAAGAUAAACCAUGUCUUAACUGGUUAUACAUUUUGUUAUUGUUGGCUCAAGAUUAAGAGAUUUUUCAGUAUUUAUUCAAUUCACUAACACAGUGAAUUGUAUAAAUCUCUCUUAAUUCUGUUUGAGCAUAUGUAUUCUCACUUUUAAAUUUUAUUACUCUUAAAGGAUAAAUUGUUUGAUUCGAUGUAAACAUCAGGUACGAGGAAAUAUUUUUUAUGGGGACACAU
Molecule: messenger RNA, 994 nt
Organism: Solanum stenotomum
Lineage: Eukaryota; Viridiplantae; Streptophyta; Magnoliopsida; Solanales; Solanaceae
Product: ras-related protein RABA5b-like
Exons: 2
Coding region: 124-774 (216 amino acids)
Cellular component (GO): endosome
Molecular function (GO): GTPase activity; GTP binding
Source: RefSeq, a predicted model, not a curated record